Messenger RNA from Mesorhabditis belari, 1092 nucleotides. The record is from the annotation of a GenBank genome assembly. NCBI's taxonomy places the organism in Eukaryota, Metazoa, Nematoda, Chromadorea, Rhabditida, Rhabditidae.
AUGUUACUCAUAUUCCUUCAACUCUUUUCCCCAAUUUUCUCAAUAAAAUGCAUCCGCCAACAGGGUUUCAUCGAGGCGCGUCGAGUUGAGAAUUACACAAUCGGUUCUUGUCGCGGUGACUUUUGCUAUUAUUUUAAAAGCGAUGAAGAUAUCAUGGAUAGAGACUGUUUUUCGGGGUUCAACUACCCGGUUGGAUGUCACACCUAUCCGGGCAAGGGGACACUGUGCAUUUGCAAUACCAACAAUUGCAACAAAGGAUCAAUUGAUCGAAAUCACACAAUGCCAUCGGUUUGGUGCAGUGUUUUUAGUGAAGUCUUCAACGAUCAUUUCCACGAUCAUUCUCUUGUGAAUGCGCUCGCGAGAAAGAGUCAUCCAAUUUGCAUUGUCAAUGGGGAAAUUGUGCUAGACGAUGAUCAAAAAGUGACAACUCUCAAAUUGUCCGGAACCAUUCCCGAUCCCCAUUUUUCUUAUCACACCGAUGCCACUCCAUUACCCGUCGGAAAUCAACCGGAUCUCAUUUGGAGUUUCACUUACAACGGUGGUUUCUAUGCUCUUCAAAAAGAUCCCAACACAAUCUCUUAUUUUGGCCGUUGCACAAACAACUAUUGUAACUAUUUCACCUUUUCUUAUAUUCCACGAAAUGGCACAAAAUGUGUUCUACCAAAUGGUGGAGAGUGUGAGGGAACAUUUUGUGUCUAUGCAAAAGGUGAAACGGAUCUCAUUCAAAAGGAAACACAUCAGAUCGAUGGCCAAUCAGUUACAUCACAUUUUUUGGUGGGAACUCAAACGAAAUCAGCACAAUAUUGCCUAUCACAAAAUGCCUCCAACGCUGAAUUCCCCAUUUUGCCAGGCAUCUACAAAUUUCGACGAGUGAUUUUCUAUGUUUGUGACGAGAAUUACUGCAAUUUUGAUGAAACAACCGCCAUUCUUGCCACUCAAAACACAACAAAUACGUAUCAGUCAGGUUUGGAGAAAGGUUUGACGAGAGUGAUCUCUCGUCCAUCAAUGCCCCCACCGCCAUCAAUUCUUGGUGAUGGGAAUUGGACAGUGCCAACAAGUGGAUACGUUGAUGAAGAAGAAAAUCGAAAGGUU